Haliotis rufescens (red abalone) is the source of this 12630-nucleotide messenger RNA. Its product is annotated as tubby-related protein 4-like. Lineage: Eukaryota; Metazoa; Mollusca; Gastropoda; Lepetellida; Haliotidae. Gene Ontology annotation, molecular function: protein binding. The transcript has 13 exons. The record is from RefSeq and is a predicted model, not a curated record. The coding region runs from base 1542 to 4886 and encodes 1114 amino acids.
GCAUGCGCAGUGGCAGUAUCUAAGAAGACUGCAGACGAACUGACUUGAUCACGAGAGAACAAUUUCGUUAGUAGAAUGAAAAUGUGUCCGAAAACUAAUCACUCGGGAGCUGUUACAACAGACAGGGAUAGGCCGUAAUACCUAAAACUCCCAUUUACUCUCACAGCGACCGUCGAUACUAACGCACCAGGGAUGCAGGCGAGCGUGCCCGAUCUAUCCCUGAUCACGCUGAAUGAGUCAGUUUGAAGCAAGGCAGGUCUAAGGAACGGGCCGGUGACACCAUUAUUCAAAGACUCGGAGAAACAAUAGAAACAGGACGCAAGCCCAAGAAAAAAAUUGAUCACUUCCUAUGGCCCAAGUUACUGUGAAACAUCGGAACGAGCAAUGCUAGCUGUGAGCGAGCCGAGUUAUGAUGUGAGAGAUACUUUCUCACUGGCUGGGCGGAAUAAUCGCUAAGAUGACAAUUUCCUCUUCAGUUAAGUGGAGGCACUGACCAGACUCCCAUUUGCCACAGAGGGCGGACCAAGUGUACUGGACUCGCUCCGUGGCUAAUGAAGGACUUCUCUGACAAGUUGCAGAUUGGACAAGCAAGGAUAUGUGAACGCGAUGACAUUUUAAGCUUGGUGACACCUUGGUGAUUUUGACAGUUUUACCAUCAUCGUUGACUCGCAAAUCCUCUCAAUGAUACGUGUGAUCCAGUAUUGAACUGCGGACAUGACUGAGCAUCCAUCAUAUUCCUUGUUUCAUUUCCUUAUUAAACAGUGGAUGAAAGACGAGAGCAAGUAAGGAAACCUUUAGGCUUGUUUACCAUGGUUACGAACUGUGAAAUUGAAUAACAAAACCACCGACACUGCAUUGUAAGAAUUAGUGUCAUUUGGUACCAGUUACAAGGAGAAUGUAUGUAAAAGUAUUCAAGUAAUUUGCUCAACAUUUAUUGAUUGGUUAAAGGAUAUACACAAUACUGAUAAGAGUAGCGGAGAGUGUUAUUCGACUCCCAACAGAGAAAAAGUGUGGUGCCAUGACCAUAUCAUGGACAAUGCACCAAUUUAAUAAGUCAUGGAUGUAACAGCGUUGCAAUCAAGACUGAAGUUGAACUGCGCUAUGAUGACAGGCUAUUGAUUCACCAACACAGUUAUGCUGGUUUUAAAAUGAGGCGACAAAAAAACAUCGACAUGAGAAGUGCCUAGCUCUCAUGGCUUGUAUGAUUAAAACUUGAGUUGUUUGGUCAGCUUGUGGGUAAAGAAGAGAUGAAAGAUGUGGAUGCUUUUAGUCGAAGAUUGAGUAUAAUCAAAAUAUUGUUACUGUGAUACCUAUUGGCUCCAUCUACUUCAAACAUUUGAACUCCAAAUGGGUGUUCUUUUGAAGACUGUUUGUUUUCAGGCUAUUGAAGAAGUUAUCAACAGCUGAGGACCAGCGUAUGGAGACCUUUCUAUCUCGUUAUUAGCAUUUUUUCAUCAACAACAUAUUCUUCAUUACAUCAUUUACAACUGGAGCCUAACAUUUUCAUCAGACUUUUCUGAGUAAUAAGUUCAUCAUCAAAGAUGCAUGUCCAUUUUGAGCAGACGACAUCUACUCGUACAGAUUCCACCAUCCAUUCCUUGUCAUGGAUGGGGAAGGUUCCCGAUGGGCUACCUGAUGAAGGUGGAGGAUGGAAACUCAACCGGUCCCAGUAUUAUAUGGAAGGGUGGUUGGCUAGUGGUAACGCUAAGGGCGUUGUUGGAGUCACAUUUACUACCAGCCAUUGUCGCAAGUAUGAAGCCCCACCUCGUUCAAACUUCAAUCUCCGAGGACAUCGCAGUGAGGUGAUCCUUGUCCGAUGGAAUGAACCUUAUCAAAAGCUUGCAACGUGUGACAGCAGAGGUGUCAUCUUUGUGUGGAUAAAGCAUGAAGGUCGCUGGUCUAUCGAGCUGAUCAACGACAGAAACAGUCAGGUGACAGACUUUGCCUGGUCUCAUGAUGGGCGGAUGGCGCUGAUCUGUUACCGGGAUGGCUUUGUGUUGGUGGGAUCAGUUGCAGGACAGCGGUACUGGUCGUCCAUGCUGAAUCUGGACAACACCUCAAUAUCAUGUGGUGUCUGGUCUCCUGAUGAUCAGAAGGUAAUGUUCGGCACCACUGAUGGCCAGAUCAUCGUGAUGAGCUCAACUGGUGCCAUGAUAUCCCAGGUCACAGUGCAUGAUGGGAUGGAGAUUUCCUCCAUGGCAUGGUCCUGUGAGAGAUUUAACAUGGAGGAAGCUGAAAGUUCAGAAGACUCCACGAGAAACACCGAAGAUGGAAUCUCCAAGACCCACACACUGGCUGUUUGUUUCAAGUAUGGGGAUAUCUUCCUGCUGUCUGGCCAUGAUGAUGUUUGUCCUCGCAUGGUAUACACAACAUUAACAGGUCUCAAGAUGGACUGGUCCAACUGUGGGGAGUACCUGGCAGUGGGAGGGUUCAUCCGCCUGCCCAACCUCCAGUGCCGCAAUGAACUCCACUUCUAUACCAAGGAUGGUAAACUGAAGCACUGGGUCACCGUUCCUUCUCAGGUGGGGUUCAUUGAGGGGGAAGGUAAACCUCUCACAGCAUUAACCUGGGGUCACAACGACAAGCGUCUAUUUAUAGCAGCAGGCUGCCAUCUGUAUGUCGCCUGGAUCAGCAAACAGGUGGCGCCGCUUCAGUUCCUGUGUCAGCGGGUCAUACAGAAAGUCUGCCGUCAGGAGAAAUAUGUCGAUCGGUUACCGCUUCCAACCCGUUUGCGUCUUGGUGCUCAAGCUCUUUUCUCUCCGACAAUUAAGAGCUACACUCCAGACCCCUUCAAGCUACGGGAGUUUGUGAGCACCCCUCCACCCGGCAAUGAGAGACUGUUCUGUACCAUGAUUCGCCAUGGCGAUGAGACAUCAGGCGGCCAUUACACGCUCUACUUGGAGUACCUGGGAGGCCUUGUGCCAUUACUGAAGGGCAAAAGGGCCAGCAAACUGCGACCAGACUUUGUCAUCUUUGACCCUAAGAUUAAGACCACAGGAAAAGAUCAGCGAGAUGAGAAUGGAGAUGACACCAGCAGCAACAGCGAAUCGGACACAGACAUUUCCUCGGAAGGGUGUGGGUCACCCCGUAUGCAGAGAAAACGCCGUCAAAAACACUUCCGUGCUGAAAAAGUGGACAGGAGCAUUACCUUCAGAACCCUGGAUGAGCUGCUCUAUAAUGACAAUUUGCCUGAGAGUUGCAAACUGGUGGAAGUUACCUCUAACAUCUGGGGCACCAAGUUCCAGCUGAUUGGGUGUGCCUCCUACCUCCCCGAGGUUCUGGGGCACGUGGUCUACAAGACCAGCCUACUCCACCUGCAGCCACGCCAGAUGACCAUCACCCUCUGUGAGCUCUGUGGGAGCAGCCAGCAGCUGUCUCGGGACCCCAACUUCACCCCUGCAGGCAUGAGUGAGGAUGAUGACUCGUCUUCAACAAGUGAUGGUCUGGAUAAUGAGGUAACCUCUGAACCGGUGGAUAAGGUGAUGCCUGUUAAUGCAGACUUACAACAAGCCAAUCAGAUCUCAGUGGAUGUUCAACCAGCUCGUGGUGAAGCCUGUCGAGGAGAUGAUGUCGGCAGUGCUGUAAAUGGGCAUAGUGAUGCACCCAAUGCCACAUUCUUGCCAACAAGACUUUCCCACUCAGGGAGCAUAAGAUCCAGAUCUUUAUCACCAAUUAGGAAUGGUUUAAAUCAUAACUCUUUAGCAUUUAAACUUGAAAAUGGUAGUGACAGCAAUGUGGUGAAAGAAAACUAUGCUAAUCAAGGUGCUCGACCCAAAGUUAGAAAAUGUACUCCGCUUAGUGCAACUGCUUCAGUGAAGGCUUCCAGUGUGCAACAAGGCCCCGCUAAUGGAGGGGCAGGUCUCAUCCUCAGCUCAACUGAUGCAACUACUCCAAAUGUGCCCAGACAUAGUCCAAGUUCCACAGUCUCAGACACAGUCGUCUCCUCAGAUGUCCGACCCAGGGACAGCCCACGAUGGGCAGAUCCAGCCAGUGAGGCAAUCAAAUACAUUGACGAAGAGACCCCAGAAAAUACGGAGCUUCCUUUUGAAAAUAAUUUGGUGGGAGAUUGCAGUCCAACUGCACCCACUGUGGUGGACCUUCAACGGCGCCUGUACCUUGCUCAACAGGGUUCUGUAGACUUUGAUCCUUCUGAGGAAACCAAUAAUGUGCAGACCUUUUCAGAACGGAACAGCUGUGAUUCUCUGGUGACGGAGGAAGAUACGUCCGCUUCGCUGGUUCUGUUUGAUGAUGGUCAGCCUGUGGGGCAUGGGUCUGUGGACAGGGGCAUCAAUGUAGUAGGCAAGUCUCUGUUCAAGGAGACAGAAUUGACAAAUGGUGGUGAUAUUGAAAUUUUACAUAGUGCUUCACUGCCGGCCUCACCGGUGAGAAAAAUUGACUCACCAACAAGAAAAUUACGCGAAGAGAUUUUGAAAGGAAAGUGUCGACAUCUUAGUCCUGUGUUCAGAAGGAAAACCAAACAUUCCAGAGCUGUGGACAGUUCCGAUGAAGACAUUUUGCUUGCUAUUGAGGAGAUGAAAGGUGGCCAUAGUUACAAGAAUCUGGAGACGUUCCAGAAAUCUCAGCUGAAACAAAAGCUGCGUCGUGUCCGGGGCAGCAGUUCCAGCCGCGUGGGGUCAAAGCAGCAGUUUGUCAUGCACAACAAGGCUCCACUGUGGAAUGAGAACAGCCAGGUCUACCAGCUGGACUUCGGUGGACGGGUCACUCAAGAAUCAGCUAAAAACUUCCAAAUAGAGUUCCGUGGGAAACAGGUGAUGCAGUUUGGGCGUAUUGACAGCAAUGCCUACACACUGGAUUUUCAAUACCCUUUUACUGCUAUACAAGCAUUUGCUGUUGCUCUUGCCAAUGUCACCCAGAGACUGAAGUAGCCGUUCCAUCUGAAGGGCAGUUAGUGAUUCUCAACAUCAUGUGCUGUGUCUGUGAUUUGAUGGAUCUAUAGAUCUAAGCCCCAGCUGCGAUGUCACAACCAGGCUCCCCAUACAUGCAGAACAGCCUCCGGGUGUACCAGGCAUACGGAUGUCCGUUGCUAAAUGGUCAUUUACUGCCGCCACAUUCCGUACACACCUGCUUCAAAGGAUAAUGCUUUUUGAAGUUCAACAUUUUAACAGGUGUAGGAAGCAAAAGCCACAUGAUUUUAAAGAAUGGCUUUCAGCUUUCAUGAUUACUGGUAAUAAAAUUGUGGUUGUAUUGUUUGAUUUCAAAUUAUUAGAAAUAUUGAAAUAUUUGGUGCAUAUCAUAACAGAUAGUAUAUAGUAAUAUGUGAUAAUUAAGCCUUGCGAAUAGUAUAUAUUGCUAUUUCUGUUUUUGAAGGUAAAGAAAAUAAUGGACAAUGAUUUGUAUUUUAGUUUUUCUGUAAACACUUGUACAACAUAUCAGUUUCAUAGAAUUACUGCAAUUAAAUGUAAGUAUUUUAGCUGUUCCUAAAAAUAAUGAGUAACUUUUAUCUUGCAUCAAAUCAGUGAGCCAGGCCAACUUCUGAAUAAUGCAUAACUGUAUUCAUAUUUAAUCCAGUUAGAUUUGUCAGAAACUGCAGGUGAAUCAGCCUCAUUCAACUGGCCUCAUUCAAUGGUUAAAUAUCAAAAAAGGCAUCAAUGAGAGCAACUGUAAAAUUAAAGCAACUGAAUAAUUGUUCAAAGUUUGCCAUGUAACAAUUUGGGUAAUUUUCAUUAGUUGGCCUAUAUUGACUGGGUAAUUUUCAAUAGUUGGCCUUUAUCAACUGGGUAAUUUUCAUUCAUUGCCUAUAUCAACUGGGUACUUUUGAAUAGUUGGCCUGUAUCAACUGGUUAAUUUUCAGUAGUUGGCCUAUAUCAACUGGUUAAUUUUCAAUAGUUGGCCUAUAUUGACUGGGGGACCGGGUAGUUAUUUUUCAGAAGUUGGCCUAAAGCAAAGCCUACAUCACAACAGUUCCUUAUUGUACCAUAUGGUACUUCCCAAUGAAUGACUGCAACUAUGGCAAUAUGACAAUCCUUUCCAAGGCCAGUUACUUACUCUCGCAUCUGUAUGAUUGUUGAUAUGACAAUCUAUAUUCAUGGAAAUGUUUGAGAAUUUCCAUGGUUGUUUGGAAAUAAUCCAAUGUAUUCUGUUUCGUAUGAGUUAUCUUAUUGUAGUAAGCAUGACAAAAGAGCUGUUUGAUUCCUCUUGGUCCAAUCUGUGACUUUCUUCAAGUCAUAUGACCUGAGCAUGCCACAUUAUCAAACAGCAAUUCAGGUGAGGCUGGUGUAUUGACAGCAUAUUUGGGGUUUAAAAACCUUUUUACUCUUUCAAAAUCAAUGACUCAUGGCACGGUUGAGAGAGGUAUAACAGGUAAUAAGUCAGUGAGAUAGUUCCUGAUCUUGAAACAUCACCUGCAAGCUUGAGAUACACAAAUUGACUAAUGGGUGAUUAAUUUGUUGUGUCCUUAGCAUUGUUUAAUAAAUCUCAAUAACAUGAUCAGCAGCUUGUACUUCUCACUGAUUUGGCGCCAUUGUCCACAAGAAUGAUUUUGUACCUCUAAGGGCAUUAUACAACAGCUGUACUGUUGAGGAACCAUAAGAAAAUGUUUCCUUUCUUGCCCUGAGGUUUCCUGACAGACAGCCUGUAUUCAGUCCUUGGUGUAUGUCACAAUUAUAUGAUGAACUUUGUAUAAUGUAGGAGAUUUUAGAUCAUUCAUAGAAUUACAGAUGUGUAUAAAUGUCUUGACAUUGGGAUGUCUUUUGUUCAUAUAGUGGAUCUGGUGGCUAUGAUCUCAUUUCUGAGUCAGGUUGCAUUCAUUCAAGUACUGGUAGACAAGGAUCUUCUACUUAUAGUUCAUUUAGUGUGGUACAGAAAUAUUUCUUCGAAAGCUAUGCAAAUUUUGUCAUGUGUCAUGUAUAUUGAGAUGUUGAGUUAAAUUCAUGAUCAAUUUGUUUUUACAUUGUCCCAUACUGUUGUCAUCAUUGGCCAUUUGUGUAAAAUGUCAAGGUCAUGAUCAAAAGAGUUCUGUAACAUAUUGAUAUUUUAUGACUUUACAAUUCUUGUCAGCAUUUGAAAGAUGUCAUAUUUGUGUGUAGUGGUACCCUCAUCUCCGUCAACAUGUCAUGUUAAAGUUUAUUAAUGUAUGAUUAUGUCGAAGCGUGAAAAGUAUCACUAUCAAAUCAUUUUUCAUUUCAUAUUGUGAAAACUAUUAUUGAAUGGCAGAUUUUUAAAGCAGUUACAUAAAUAAGAGUCGGGAAUUAAUGUGAUUAUAAGUUUUAUCUUAACAUUCCACAAUGAGCAAAUACCAUUUCUGUUCAAAAAUUGGUUCAUAUUACAAUUUGUGAAGACAUUCCUGUGAUUGUUAAGAAUGUGAUUACCUCUUUUUUAGAUGGUCUUACUAUGUAAUGUAAUGAUAAAACCAUUAUCUUGUUAUGCAACAACAAAGUGGGUGGAUCUGAUCCCAUUAUCUGGAACAAGAGAUUGUUACUACCAUGUAGAUUCUACCAGCCAUCCAUUCCAGGCUGUUUCAGCAUUAUCUGACCAAUAAAACACUAUUGUAUAGGGGGGCGGUCGGGUAGCCUAGUGGUUAAAGCAUUCACUUGUCACACCUAAGACCUGGGUUUGAUUCCCGACAUGGGUACAAUGUGUGAAGCCCAUUUCUGGUGUCCUGUGCCGUGAUAUUGCUGGAAUAUUGCUAAAAGGGGUGUAAAACCAUACUUGCUCACUAUUGUAUAGGCCCUGUAAGCACACACAAUAUACACAGGUAACAGGAUCUUGUUAACAUUGUACCUAAAGGGUUCAACAACCAAAUUCUUCAAGUUCUAUAUCAGAAUUUGACUUCAAAAUUUAAUAUUUGUUUCAAUAUCUCCUGAAAACUAGGCCCUCAUUCAGAUCAGAUCUAUUUGACGUUGUAUUAAGACGUAUAAUCUGGAUAUUGAUCACACAAAAAUGGCAAGUUCAGCAGGGUUUUUUCUCUCCUGAAAACAUUUGCUAUUCAAAGGGCAAGGAGAAUUCUUCUAUUUUUUUUGUGGAUUCACAAACAAAGCAUCCUUCAGGGACUAGAACACAUUAAGAUGUAAAUGGUCACUACUGGGAAAGAAUAAUUCUUCUGGGUUUUUUAAGAUGAUGAUAGAGUAUAUUCUGUGCUUUUUGUGUUGAUUCGAUUUAUGUAAGGUCCUUCUAUUGAACUCCUCUCAGAACUGUUUCCAAGCAGUAAGUUGGUUAUUGUGUAAUUAUACCCACCUACUGCACAACAAAGUCCUCAUCUCAGCUUGGUUUAUUUCUCAUGGUGGCCAUCCAUCCCUUUUCUUUGUCCCGCACAUGUGGCUAUGUGGUUUCAAGCUGCUUAUUGUAGGUUUGAAUCUAAUGUUUCCUUCUUCAUCCAGAAUAUAGGGUAAAUAAGUGUUUGAUGUAGAUUGUGCUGGGGUCGUAUGGAAAAGGAUAUUGUAACCAAGGGUAAGCAGGUGCUUGAUUUCAGGGUAGUGUGUGAUGGGAGGAGAUUAUUGUGGUAUAGAAUAAACAGGUGCUUGUUUCGGGGUAAUGUGGGAGGGAAAAGAUUUUCGAGGCAUGGGAGAAGCAGAUGUUGACUGAGGGAAGUGUGGGGUGGGAAAAGAUUGUUGUGGCAUAGGAUAAACAGGUGCUUGGUUUCUGGGUAGUGUGGGAGGGAAAAGAUUGUUGUGGCAUAGGAUUAACAGGUGCUUGGUUUCUGGGUAGUGUGGGGUGGGAAAAGAUUGUUGUGGCAUAAGAUAAACAGGUGCUUGGUUUCUGGGUAGUGUGGGGUGGGAAAAGAUUGUUGUGGCAUAAGAUAAACAGGUGCUUGGUUUCUGGGUAGUGUGGGGUGGGAAAAGAUUGUUGUGGCAUAAGAUAAACAAGUGCUUGAUUUCUGGGUAGUGAGGAAGGGGAUAUGAUAACGUUAAUGAAACAUCAGGUAACCAGGCGCUUGAUUUCGGAGUAGGAGAAAUAAGGUUAUUACAUCAUCCAGUAAUAUGUGGUUUACCAAAUGUAUACUUCUUAUUGUAUUUUGGUAGCUAUAAAUACAUUAUAUGAUACACCCUGGGUAGAAGUGCAGACCCACUUGCCAAAGCUUGUCUGAAAUCAGUGUCCAGCAUCACCAGGUGAACAUGCCGGCUGAUAGCAGUUUACAGAUCUCUUGAUGUUUUCUAAUGCAUGUAAUAGAACUUUGAUAUUUUUCAGUAGGUGUAUAUACAAUUUUAGGAGGUAAAUAGGUAGAAUUUUUAAACAUUCGAUACAUUUAUUGUGAUCAGAUAGUCCCCUGAAGACAUGAAUUCAUGUCAUUUUUGAAAUGUUCUGAAAUAUGUGAUGUUCAACAUGUGGCUGGCCAAUAAAAGUGGACAAUUAGAACAUGUAACUUUAAGGGAUUGUAGGAUUAGACUGCACUAAAAGCUGUGAUCCCUUCCCAAAUUGUAUAUCUGGAAGCUCUUCCCCUACUAUUAGUUUUUAGUUUUUAAGUCACCAUGUAAUGCUGAAUUGCCUGAGUAGUUUAUCGAUACGAUCCUCUAAAUUUGUAGUUUCUCUCCAUCCUAAAUAGGGGUCACGACUUGACCAGUCGUCUAAGACUCCACAAUUGGUGCAUUCCUUGGGAGUGCCUAUGAUCAGAAACCUAUGACCGGCAUGGAAUCCCAGAUUUGCCCUGAUUAUGUUUCUAGAUUUGUUACCACCUACCCGUGCUCAUGGAUUCACCAAAGGGGUAAACAUCUGAGACAUGCGUCAAUCACUUCAGGCUUUCCUCCUACAACUGACAUGCAGUGAUAAUCCUGAAAUUCGGUUCAAAGCAGUUCAACCCACUCCAUCCCAAAUAAUUAAAAAACAAACCCAGAGCCUGUUUUGUGUUUUGGACAUAAUGUCUAUUAGCAUAACGCUGUUCUGGAUUAAGCACAGUACUUUGAGGUAAGGAUUCUUAUUUGUACAUUCCAGGUCUCUGAUGUUAAGGAAUCUGAAGUUUUCCAUAUCAGUUUUCAAGAGGAUGUACAACAGUUAACUAUUCGUCAGUUGCUGCAGAGGGGGCACAGGUGGCCCAGUCGUCUAAGGUGCUGCAAUUCACUGUGCAGAGUUGCGUCCCUUGAGCACACCAGAAACCUAUGAUUGUGGGUUUGAAUCCCUUUUCGCCCCGAUUAUGUUUCUAGGUUUGUCAGCACCAUACCCGUGCGUGUAGGUUUCACCGAAGUGGUUAACGUCUGAGACCUGCAUCACUUCGGGCUUUCCUCCCACAUUAUGCUGACACGCCGUGAUAUAACUGGAAUACAACUCACUCACUCAGUUGCUGCAGAGAAUAUCAAUACCUCACAUUACUGAAUAGUCAUAGGGGUUACCACUCAGAUUCUAGCCAUACCAGUGUGAAAUACAGAUAUACCUCAUAUGUUUAACAUAAUGUUCAAGGUGUAAAAAUCAAAAUAUGUUUUGUAUCAAAUAGUUUAUUUAGUUUAUAUGUUUUGUAUAUAUUUUAUUUAUAUGAUUUUGUUUGAAUGGUUUGUGUGAAAGAAUGUUGCUCUAUGUGUAAAUAAAACUAUUUUCCCAUUUGAUGCUCAAUUCUUUUCAUGUGUAUUCAUUCCUUUACCUGCUGUCACUUGUGAAACGGAUCUUCAUACAUUUGCCUCUUCUUAUCUUUGAAUUUUACAUAUCUCGACUCAGUUGUUAGGAUAUCUGGUGAAUCUUAUACAAUUAUGUUGAGUGAGAUUAGGAAUUUUACAAUUCAUACUUUUAUUUAUAUUAGAAAUAGUUUAUUGAAUACACAUUCCCAAGUUUACCUAACAGAUGAACAUUCCUGACUGUGAAAUUUGCAAAUCUACAUGACAGUCCAUAGUUUCUUGUGUAUAAUACUGAUUUGUUUACAGCAAGCAGCAGCAGAAGGGGUAUUGCCUUGUAACUGUCAGUUUUAUUUUCAUUAAGGUUUGAAGCAAGUUUGCAUUAUCUUUGAAAACAGAUUUAACUUGUCAAUUUUCAAAGCGCUCAGGGCAUAUACAGUGAAUAUGGUAAUUGAAUACCGGUGUGAUGUAAGGAGUUCUAUACCUUAACUACUCUUAAGUUCAAAUCCUAAUUAUUUUCUGACUAAUAUGUCAAUAUGCUGCUUGGGGUAGCUUUAAAUCAGUAUUAAUCAUGCCGUUUUGAGACACAACUGCCCUGGCUGCCAUGAAAUGGCUGAAGUACUUACAAAAUGGUGUAUCAACAUCAAACCCUACUUUAUUUCUCUUAGAGAAAUAUCUGUAUUUGGCAGACCCAACUUGAGGUGUGUAACAAGUUAAGAUAGUAAUGAAUGCAUUCAGCCCAACAAAUUGAAUAAAAACUGGGCUUUAACUCCUUUUUUUGUGCUUAGCUGGUCUGUUUUGUUUGAUAAUUUUGACUGUUUUUCAGCCAGUGACCUUACAGUGAUACAUAAAAAGUAAAAGUUAGAUUCAAGUUAUUGCAAACUGCAGUUUCAAUUAUAGAAUUGAACUUUUGGAAAUAACACUUCAAAGUAUACUUGAAAUGGCUUGUAAAUUAAUUGGGCAUGUUGAAAUAAAACAUUACACUUAGCUACUGCACACUGGAUGUGUGUUUGUGGCAAGUAUUUGCAGGAAGUGAUAUCCCCGUGUCAAGUUCAAUUAAACAUGACAAAAAAAAAGUCCUUAUCUCUGUUCUGUCUUUGUAGUUUGUAGGAGUGCAAUUUGUUACAGGGAGUGUGAAAUGGUCAUGAUGGAUCGCUGCAGAGCAUCAGCUGUUCUUGUAGAGUGGCUAUACAGUACAGGGAAGCAUUAUAUACAAACUGGCACUUUUUCUAUAAAGAUCAGAAAUCUAAUUUAGCGGUCAUGUCAAUGUUCUUGUGUACAUGCUGAGCUCAUAUUUACUGUUCUUGUACGUCAUGGGAAUUUUCAAUUUUAUAUACCAUGUUGAAUAUCUGUCGACUUGUUUACUUGCAUCUAGAAACAUUCAAAAGAUAUUUAGGUAAAAGAUAAUUUGAAUAAAAAUGUACUUUUCAAUACGUUUUGAACACACUUAAUAAGUUAGCUGCCUCAUUUUGUUUUCUAGCAGUCAUCCGUUCUAAAUAUGAAACAUACCAUUGUAAGUUUGAUGUCCAAAAAACAUUGCCAUAGUAUUGUACAACCAGCAUACCGUUGCCAUACAAAUUUCCACAGACAUACAAUGACCAUUGCUUUGUGCAACAUAAGAAAGCAUACAACUUUAUCGCUAACAACUUCUGGUUUUGCAACGUUUCGAAGUAGAUCCUUACAUCAAGUAGUGAACCGGAAGUUGUUCCACAAAGCAAUGGUCAUUGUACUCACCAACUUCUAGAAUGCCAAUCAAACAUGCCAAUCACUUUCUACCUAUGCAGUACCACCUAAGUCAGCAGCAUGGUUGACAUCCUCUGAUGACAUUCCUUUUCUUCUUAGAAUCACUCUUAAACAGCCAGUCACAUUCAUUGCAGCUACAUUCUACUGCCCAAUGAAAAUGUUUCUUCUGAAGAACAGUGUGAACUCAUUAACCAUGAUUAAGGUGAUACUUCUAGAUGUUGGACUUGAGAGUAAUCAUCAAUUCCAGUUGGCAAUACUAGGUCACAGAUGGAAUACCCUGGUAGUUCAAGGAUGUUUUAACUGCUGUGAAUAUGUAUGAUAGCUUCAUUGCUUUCUGUGUGCCAAAUUCCUAAUAUUUCUCAUCAAUAUGUGGAAUAAACUUUGUUAAAGAAUA